Messenger RNA from Calypte anna (Anna's hummingbird), 2178 nucleotides. It is a transcript of the gene SYT14, whose product is annotated as synaptotagmin 14. The coding region runs from base 1 to 2178 and encodes 725 amino acids. The record is from RefSeq and is a predicted model, not a curated record. NCBI's taxonomy places the organism in Eukaryota, Metazoa, Chordata, Aves, Apodiformes, Trochilidae. The transcript is spliced from 5 exons.
AUGGCAUUUUUCAGAAACCUCCACCAAAAUCUGGGCCUUCCCUCUGUGUCCUCUCUGGUGGACACUCUCAGCAGUGCUGUGGAUGAUCUGACCAGUGUUGUCGAAGAAGUCGGCUACAGUGUAGCUGAUUCAGUAACAGAACAAGUAACAAACAUGAUAAAUGGCCUUCGUGGGGAAGAUGAAAGCUCAAAAAUGCAGAAUGAUAAACCUGUGCAAGGGAGAGAAGAACAUACAACGUCAUUAAGUCAUUCUCAGGAAACUGGUAUGAAAGCAAAGAGAGGUACUGCAGAACACAAAGAGACUCGUUAUUCUAAUUCAUCAGAUUUUGUAAAAAAAUGUACAAGUGAAGAUGCAGCAUCUGACCACGUUGCAGACAAAGCCCAGUGCCAGUUAAAAGGCAGAGAUAGUAGUAAUCAUUUACGUGAUACAGAAGUACCUCAGGAUCUGAAGAAUGUAGGAGGGCAUUUUAAAAGGGAAGCAGUAGGAGAUAAUGUGUGUUUUGUAAAUGAUGAAUUUUUGAAGGACAGUAACCUGAAAAGUAAUAAAUUUGCAAUGGAGCAAGCUGAUGGGGACCAAGAUAGUUGCCUAAAUGCAAUAUCAGAUAAUCCUAAAAAUCACUUGGAUAGAAAAGUCAAACCACAGUCACCUGGAAUUGAUAUUAAGAAUUCUGAAGAAGUGCACAGCACAAAAGUUCCCCAAGAAACAAAACGUGUUGAAGUACAGAAGCAAAAAUCAUCAGAUUCCAUCUUGAAGAAGACACACAAUGACCAUCCUAAUUGCAUUAAUGAAGUCAAAGAAAAGAAGUCUAAAGCUCUUUUUGACAGAAAAGGAAAAUCCAUAUCGAAGGCUGAAGACAAAGUGUCAGCCACAAUUGUGAAAGUGAGUAAAAAGAAAAACUCAAACAAAUCAGAUAAGAAUUCAGGAGAGCUAUGUAACAAGAGGACAGCAGGAAAAGCAAACUGCAUUCAGAGGAUGAGAAGAACACCUCCACUAGAUGAACUGCAGCCGCCUCCCUACCAGGAUGACAGUGGCUCUCCUCAUCUUUCAUGUACACCUUCUGAAGUUGGAGACAGUAAAUGUGAAUUUUCCCAGUGUAGCAACAGUCCACGAUGUUCAUAUAAAUGCCCAAGUGAGGGAAGCACGGGACAUGAAAUAGAAAGCUUUCAUAACAAAGGAUAUGAAGAGGAUGUACCAAGUGAUAGCACAGCUGUCCUUAGUCCAGAGGAUAUGUCAGCUCGGGGAUCGUCUUCACAGCUUCCUAAACCUUUUGAUCCUGAGCCAGUAGCUAAAUAUGGCACACUGGAUGUGACUUUUGACUAUGACUCACAGGAACAGAAGCUUUUGGUGACAGUGACAGCUGUCACAGACAUUCCCACAUACAGCAGGGCAGGUGGAAGCUCGUGGCAAGUACACCUAGUUCUUCUCCCUAUAAAGAAGCAGAAAGCAAAAACCAGCAUCCAGCGGGGACCGUGCCCUGUCUUCACAGAGACUUUCAAAUUUAAUCACGUUGAGUCUGAGAUGAUUGGGAAUUAUGCAGUUCGCUUCAGACUGUACAGCAUACGUCGCAUGAAAAAAGAGAGGAUUGUGGGAGAAAAGAUUUUUUACUUAACAAAAUUGAAUCUUCAAGGGAAGAUGUCAGUGCCAGUGAUACUGGAACCUUCUUACAGUCUGUCUGGUUGUGACUCUCAGAUGAGCAUGUCAGAAGUGUCCUGCAGUGAGAGUACCUCCUCUUGUCAGUCUCUGGUACAUGGCUCAGCUCCAGAAAUCCUCAUUGGCCUCCUUUAUAACGCUACAACUGGAAGAUUAUCAGCAGAAGUGAUAAAAGGCAGCCACUUCAAAAACUUGGCAGCAAACAGACCACCCAAUACCUAUGUUAAGUUAACACUGCUGAACUCCAUGGGGCAAGAGAUGUCCAAAUGCAAAACUUCAGUCCGCCGAGGACAGCCAAACCCAGUGUACAAAGAAACCUUCGUUUUCCAGGUGGCACUGUUCCAGCUCUCAGACGUGACACUCAUAUUGUCUGUAUAUAAUAAACGCAGCAUGAAACGAAAAGAGAUGAUAGGGUGGAUUUCCUUAGGUCUCAACAGCUCAGGAGAAGAUGAACUCAAUCACUGGACUGAAAUGAAAGAAUCUAAAGGACAGCAAGUAUGUAGGUGGCAUACUUUACUAGAAUCGUAA